AGCAGCGGCAGCGGCAGCGUGUCUGCUGGAUGCAGCCACUCAUUCAGUGUUUAGACUCACAGGUUUCAGCUGGAGCGCAACGAACUUGAGUUCAACUACUGGAAAACAAAGCAAAGUCAGACUGAGACAGAAGAUUGGACUUUGUUUUCCUAAGAUUUUUAUUUUUAUUUUUUUUUUCUUCUCAGAGAAGCGAAGAGAAAAUUCAAAGCGAUCAGUUUGGACUUGAUGAGAAAGUCAAGAAGUCCGGCUCUUGGACAGACCAGUGGAAUAUGAUUUGAAUAAAAGGAACGUACAACACUGUUGCUUGCUGACAGAAUGAAUCCACGCUCACUACAUGCUGUCAUGCUGCUGUGGGCUCUGUGCCCCAGUGCGCAGGGCCAGUGUGAUAAAUCACCCGAGACCAACAAACUCAACCUCUCAGUCACCUACGAGCUUCCAACGUUUACUGCAGACUUCCCCAUCCAGAACAUGGUGACACUGGAUGGGAUCAUCUACGUUGGAGCUGUAAACAGAAUCUAUGCCCUGGCCCCGAACCUCACAAAGCUGUCAGAGUACCAUACAGGGCCACUGCUUCCCAACCAGACUUGUGGCCAGACACUGACCAGCAGUGGCAGGGUGGACAACAACAACAUUGCCUUGGUGGUGGAGAACAUUUACGACAAGGGGUUAUACAGCUGCGGCUCGGCAGACAAUGGUGUUUGCCGCCGUCACGUGCUUGAUGAUGACGUUAGCCCGAAAACCGUAGACGAAGAGGUCUACUGUUUCGCUGACAAGGUGAGGCAAGGCAAGGGUCAUCCCAUCGACUCAGAUGUUGUGGUCAGCCCUUCAGGCUCUCAGGUGCUCAAUGUGGAGAGCAACGUCAUCACGUUUUUUGUUGGGAACUCUGAGAUCCCAGGCAUAGGAAACAUAGCAGGCAGUGCAACACACCCCCAUACCAUUUCUCUGCGGAAGAUGAAGACAAGCCAAAAUGGUUUCACUUUCUUCUCCAACCACUCACACAUGGACUUGAUUCCAUCUCUACGUGGAAACUACUACCUGAAAUAUGUUUACUCCUUCCACAGUGGACCAUUCACCUACUUCCUCACAGUGCAACGGGUGAGCAAGGACUCCCAGGCCUACCACACUCGCAUAGUCCGUAUGUGCUCCUCGGACCUUGUGAUCCGCCGUUACGUGGAAAUGCCCCUUGAAUGCAUCAGUACCGAUAAAAGACGACGGCGUUCCACAGAAGAUGUGAAGGUAUUCAACAUACUCCAAGCAGCCCAUGUCACCAAGGUGGGCAGUGACGUUGAGCUGCAGAGACAGCUGAAAGUGGAGGAAGGUGAUGAUGUGCUGUUUGCUGCCUUUGCCCGGGGAAAGCCGAACUCUCCGGAGCCGACCCCUAACUCAGCCGUCUGCAUCAUGUCCCUGAAACACAUCAACAACAUGUUCAAGAUGUACAUGCAGAGGUGCAACACAGUAGACCCAUAUCACUUCACUGGAUCAGACAAGAAGUCCUGCUACAAUGUGACCUCAUCAGACGACUGCGAUGCCCAUGAGGGAAUCCAUGAAGGUAAAGAGGGCAAGUACCACCUGCAGGUGACCCAGUUUGUCCAAAGGUUGGAGUACUGGCACAAAGAGUUGACGAACACCUUGGUUACGUCUAUCACUGUGUUGCCGGUCCAUGGCCGUGCAGUGGCAUACCUGGGCACUGCAGACGGACGGCACAUACAGGUGCUGUUCUCCCGAUUUGCCUCUCCUCAUGUAAACAUCCACCUGGACCCGAGACCUGUGUCUGCCAGUGUAGCGCUGCUGGACACAGAACACUCAGAGGGAGCCCUGCUAAUGGCCACUGGAAACAAGAUUACUAAGGUCCCUCUGAUUGGCCCUGGCUGUGGUCAGCUGACCACUUGUACUUCCUGUUUGUUGGCGUCGCGGGUGACAGAAUGCGGCUGGUGUGAUGGACGCUGCACCAGAGCCAACCAGUGUCCCUCCUUCUCCCACUGGACCCAGGACUACUGCACACCUGUCAUCACUAAGAUUUUUCCGACCUCUGGACCAAUACGAGGCAACACAUUAGUGACAAUGUGCGGGCGCAACUUCGGCUUCGACAAGACGGAGAGCUUCAAGGCUUCUCUGGUAUCAGUGGAAGUAGCGGGAGCUCCAUGCAAACUGCCGAGACAAGACAAUAUCAACAGGUGGACUGAGAUGCACUGUUCCCCAGUAUUCAAUGGAAACUUCACCCCAUCAGGACAUACAGUGAAGGUCAUCAGUGGCCAAAAGGUGGCCAAGAUGGAGGGCUUCACCUUUGUGGACCCUGUGAUUCACGAAAUCUUCCCAACAUUUGGGCCGAAGUCCGGCAACACCAUGCUGACCAUCAGAGGAGCCUUCCUUGAUACUGGAAACAAGCGAGAGGUGAUGAUAGGGAAAGCAGUCUGUAAGAUCCAGAGCUUGUCAUCGAGCAUGCUGACAUGCAAGACACCUCCACACGCUGUUCCCUCCAAGCAACCCGUGAAGCUGACGGUGGAUUCUGUGGAGCGCCUCGCCCCUGUGAUGUUCACCUACAACCAAGACCCCAUCAUCAACAGCAUCCAGCCCUCACGCUCCUUCGUCAGCGGAGGCUGCACGGUGGCCGCUCAUGGCUUCUUUCUCCAGUCCGGCCUCCAGCCCCAGAUGGUCCUCACCACCGGUCAGGAUGCUGAGGUCUUUCAUGUGAGCUGUGUGUAUGGUGAGAACCGGACAUCCAUCCAGUGCACCACACCUUCUCUGGCCAAACUAGCUCUUCAGCCACCCGUUGUCACCAAGGUGGCAUUCGUCCUGGAUGGCUACUCCACAGAGCAGUGGGAUCUGAUCUAUGUCGAGGACCCUCUUUUCCAGGACCCCAAGCUCACCUCAAAGGACAACAAGAGCAUUGUGGAGCUCAAGGGUGACCGGAUGGACAGGGAGGCCAUGAAAUGUCAAGUUCUGACUGUUUCCAACCAUAGCUGUGAGAGUCUGAUUCUAGUUGGAAACACUCUGGAGUGCACAGUGCCCACCGAGCUUCAGGCUGCCCCUGCCAAAGAGCUGCAGGUUGAGUGGCGACAGGCGGACUCCAUCAGGCACCUGGGCAAGGUGACGCUGGCUCAGGAGCAGGACUACACAGGCCUCAUUGUGGGCUGCGUGUGUGUCAGCGCGCUGUUGCUGCUUCUGGGAACUCUGCUCAUGUGGAGGAGGAACAAACACAUUGAUGAUCUGUCUGAGGUGUGGUAUGAUGGCCGGGGUCACAUCCAGCAUCUGGACAGGCUGGCUAAUGCGAGGAGCGUCAGCCCCACUAACGAAAUGGUCUCCCACGAGUCAGUCGACUAUAGAACAACCCUGCUGGAGGAUCAGGGCACUGACAGGCCAGAGACAUGUCGGGCAGCUCCUCCCAUCUAUGGAGGUAAUGGGGAGCUGUUGUCUCCCAGACUGGGGGCACUGGGAGGUGGGAUGGGUCUGGGAAUGGAGGGCGAGCUGGUGUCACCCCUACUGAUGGCCCCAGUCCACAUCGACCCAUCCUGUCUCCACCCAGACCUACUAACGGAGGUGCAGCACGUGGUGAUCGCCAGGGAGCAGCUGUUGCUCCACCUCAACCAGGUCAUCGGCAGAGGUCACUUCGGUUGUGUUUUCCAUGGAACUCUGCUGGAGCCAGACGGCCAAAAGCAGCACUGUGCUGUCAAGUCCCUGAACCGCAUCACAGAUCUGGAAGAGGUGUCCCAGUUCCUGAAGGAGGGGAUCAUCAUGAAGGACUUCAGCCACCCCAACGUUCUCUCUCUGCUGGGGAUCUGCCUGCCGCCAGAGGGUUCACCACUGGUGGUUCUGCCCUACAUGAAGCAUGGCGACCUGCGCAACUUUAUCCGAGAUGAGGGACAUAACCCGACAGUGAAGGAUCUGAUGGGCUUCGGGCUGCAGGUGGCCAGAGGAAUGGAGUAUCUGGCCAGCAAGAAGUUUGUCCAUCGAGACUUAGCUGCCAGGAACUGCAUGCUGGAUGAGAGCUACACGGUGAAGGUGGCAGACUUCGGCCUGGCUCGAGACGUUUAUGAUAAAGAAUAUUACAGUGUCCACAACAAGAGUGGAGUCAAGCUGCCCGUCAAAUGGAUGGCUCUGGAGAGUCUGCAGACACACAAGUUCACCACCAAGUCGGAUGUGUGGUCGUUUGGCGUGUUGCUAUGGGAACUGAUGACCCGUGGAGCCCCACCAUAUUCUGAUGUGAACUCCUUCGACAUCACCGUGUUCCUCUUGCAGGGGAGGAGGCUGCUGCAGCCUGAGUUCUGUCCUGAUGCCCUCUACACGGUGAUGAUCGAGUGCUGGCAUCCAAAGCCAGAGCGGCGUCCCUCCUUCUCCGAGCUAGUGGCGCGCAUCUCCGCCAUCUUCUCCAGCUUCAGCGGGGAGCACUACGUGCUGCUCAACACCACCUACGUCAACAUCGACAAGAUGAGCCCUUACCCCUCCCUCCUCGCCUCCACCUCCACCGGCACCACCGCCUCCUUCUCUUCGUCUUCCUCAUCGGACCCCACCACCUCCACGUCCCUGCCCACCCAAUCCCCCCUCUUUUGCCACGUGGAGAGGGAAUGCUGCACCUGAGAGAGGGAUGAAUGGCAGGUGGGAAAAAAAAGACUCAGAAAUUGAGAAAAUGAGAGGCGGGGGAAGAAAAGCAGUGAAGUGAUGAAGAACUACUGUAUGUACUUGCCAAACACUGGACACUGUAUGCUGAGGAAAAACACAGUUUUUUGCAGCUUUGACUGUUCACUCAAUGUACAUAGAUCAUCGACCUUUGACCUUCUAAAGCAUCCCCAAACGACUGGGUCCUCCACGAACUAUAGGUCUGACUAUAUCGACCCUUCUGACCUUUCAUCGACCCCGGGGACCAUGAGGUCAGCCUUCCUGUGUCCUCGACAAGACGAUGACAAGACCCGGAAACUCCUCCUCGAAGACUCCCAGUGGACAAAGUCACUGUCGCAGAAGCACAAAACUAUUCGUCAAACACCCACAAAGUCUGAUUGACUGCUGUGCCCACACAGGGAGAGGAUAGAUUUUAUGUUUCUGCUCUCCCCCGGGUGGCAUGUGCUUCGAUACGCGGAUGUGGCUUGGACCUAUUUUCACCGUCUGUAAUGUGAAUGUCUGACAAAUGGCCAUAUAUUGUGUCGUGUAGAAAAUGUCACACCUCCACACACCAUAAACAAGACUAUGUGCCACCCUAUAUGCAUGCCCUGCGUCUGCACUCAGAGAAUGAAGUCUGUUUUUGAUAGAUUGUGGCGCCUCGGGUAAGUAAACCAAGGCUCUCUGGAGGUUGGUAACAGGGGAAGGGCAGUGUAGGUGUGAGGUGGGAUGUAAAAAAAAAGCAAAUCUGCUGCCUGCGUGCAGUUCACUGGAUGCUUUAUUUGUAAAAUCAUCUUUGGACGAUUAGCUUUUGAUGUGCUUGGAAAAAAAGAAAUCUGUCUCGCAGCCUUGCCGUGACUCACCUGCGUUAAAACCUCAGAUGUUUUCAAGUGAAAAGGGUUAGAAACACCUUGUUUUUAAACCUGAAAUGUCCCGUCAUGUCAAAACAGUACAACUUUAACAACAGGCACAUGCCUGAAAGCUUUGUGGUUUCCUUGGACGGGAGAAGGAGAGCAAAUAGGAACCAUGUCCUUUUUCUUUGUCAGUUGAUCAAUUCCUCAAGUUGCUUACUGUGUGUCAGAUCUGUGUCUGUUUUCUAUAACUUCCAUUUUAUCGACAGAGAACAUUCUGUAACUGAUAAAAUGAUAACUAGACAAAGGGCAUGAGGGUUUACAGCCUGAAAGGUUUUAACUCAUGUUUAACCUAAAAGUUCAUCUAUAACAUUUUAUUAAUUCAAUAUUGUUUGGUCAGCAUUUCAACAAAGAGCUUGUUGUAUGUCCCUGAAGAUUUCACAAGCCUCAAGUUAAACCUUUACCUCAGAGGGUCUCCGCGUUCAUCUGGGUUCAAACCACAUGUUAUUGCGUGACUAUCAGUGAAAGCUGUGUAUCACUGCAUCUUUACGACAACUGUGCGUUAAGUCAUUAUGAAGAAUUAUUGUAAUGUUAAAAGAGCAUACUAGUCUGUUUGCAAAUUAUCUUAACUCACAAAUAAUUUGUACUUUUGUUGACCAUUUUUCAAAGCAUGCUUUACAGUUUGACACCGGCUUCCGUUCAUUCCUGUGCAAUACGAAACUUGCUUGAGACUGCAAGUCAUCACAGUUAACUACAUAAUGAUAACUACAUAACAACUAUGUAAUGUUUUGUCAGUGAUAUAUUAUUGUUGUGCAGCUAAAGUGCAGAUAUGUGUACUACAUUACAUCAUACUGUAAUGUAGAGAUGUGCCAAAUGAUCAUAUCAACUACUGACAAUUUCAUCAUAUCAUGAAUAGAUGAAUGCCAAUUUUUUAACCUCUGAGGAUUUCUCUUGGCAGAGGUGGAGCAACAUAUAUUAAUAAAUUGUAUAAAAAUCCUUGUCAGUUUGCUGUAGUAAUCUACUACUAAAUUCCUAAAUAUGAAUUUUACAUUUUUUUAUGGCUAAUAGAAAAUAGCGAAACAUGAGCUUCAUUCAGUUCAUUUCAUGUGUGGAUGGAUUGCACAGAUACAAAGCAAGUUUCCGGAGUCUGAUUUUGUACAGAAAUGAACGGAAGCUAACGGCUAAAAUAUGUACAUCAAAUUCUCUAUAAUACAUUAGCAUGUUUUACAGUUCUUUGCUGUGAUGCAAAGUAAACUAUUUGUUUUGAAUGGGUUAAAACUUGCAAACCCCUGAUGUGAUCAAUGCCCCCUUUUCUCUUUGCUUUGUGUAGCAGAUUAUGUUUCUGUUUUUUUUUGUUUUUUUUAUCUGAAUGGCUGCUGAUAUGACUGGGCCAUUGACGGACAGGUAUGAAUGUUUGCUAUGACAAGAAAAUUGCUGUACUAUAUUUUUGUAUUGAUGAUGAGCCUCGUCUUUUAAAUCUGGUCCAAUCAGAAGACCAGCGGUGAGUGAAUAGUGCCACGAACAAUGAACAAAGCCUGAUUGACCCGUUGUUUUUCAAGAGGAACCACUGCCAUUUUGUAAAUACAGAGAAGGGAUCCUGGGGGUCUGUGUGGGUGUGCAGCAUGCGGAUGUGCUGCACGUCCGUCUGAUAAACGUGUGAGUGGAUGCUCAUACAGCUUGUGAUUUAUAACUGCGAGAUCAUUGGGCAAACACCUUACAACCCACACGAUACUCAAAGACUGCUGUCACUUUGAUCAUGUGAUUCUCCACCACUUUGUCUGUGCUUAACACUGUCUGUUCUGUGUGGGUGUAUGUAUGAAAAAAAAUAUCCUGAAGGUACAUGUUCCUAUGUGAUGUCAAAUCAACUUUGUCAGUGUAAUAAAGCUAUACUAUCAGAGCUAACUCUUCUCCUUUGUUUU
Molecule: messenger RNA, 7360 nt
Organism: Larimichthys crocea (large yellow croaker)
Lineage: Eukaryota; Metazoa; Chordata; Actinopteri; Sciaenidae
Gene: met
Product: MET proto-oncogene, receptor tyrosine kinase
Exons: 21
Coding region: 316-4575 (1419 amino acids)
Biological process (GO): protein phosphorylation; semaphorin-plexin signaling pathway; regulation of cell migration
Cellular component (GO): semaphorin receptor complex; plasma membrane
Molecular function (GO): semaphorin receptor activity; protein binding; transmembrane receptor protein tyrosine kinase activity
Source: RefSeq, a predicted model, not a curated record